GCGGAUUACUGGUAACGCUAAUAUCUCUUCAAUUACCGAUUCUCUGAUCGUGAGCGAUGGAUUCUUCUACUUCUCUCGUCGUCAAGGUGAGCUAUGGAGGUGUGCUUAGGCGAUUCAGGGUGCCUUUCAAAGCUAAUCGACAGAUUGAUCUUGACAUGGUUACUCUCAGAGGAAAUAUUGCUUCUCUGUUUAACCUCCCUCUUGAUGAUGGUUUCUCUCUGACUUACUCUGAUGAAGAUGGUGAUGUGGUGGCCCUGGUUGAUGAUAAUGACCUCUUUGAUGUCAAUUGUCAGCCUCUUAAGUUCUUGAAGAUCAAUGUUGAGUCCAAAACUGGUUCGCCAACAAAAUCUAUUGCUCCGGAGAGCCGUGGUGCAUCUCCGGGUAGCAAAAACCCGGUUUCGGUGAUCCAGAAGGGUGUAAAUGAUGUUAUGAAGGCUGUACCGAACCCGAUUCGUGAUAGUAUAUCAAAGGUGUAUAUUGAUCUUACUUCUGAGGCGGCGGCUUCGAGCCCUGUAGUUGGUGAGCUGUUUGAUUGCAUCUCCAAGCUGGGGAAACUCUCAGUUGCUCAGGAAGGUACUCCUUCCCCUCCUGUUACUAAGCCUGGUUCUUCCUCGAGCAGGGAAGUUCCUGUUGCUGGUGAAAAGAAGGAUGUCUCUAAGAAGAAACCUGCUAAUAAUCCCUAUGAACGCACUGGCGUUGCUGAUUCAAAAACUCGUGGAAAGGGUGCUAGUUUCAACGAGUGUCCUUUCAGUGGCGGUACCGUAAAUUACUACGGUCCAAAUCCAAUGUACCUCAACAAGUAUCCAGGUGAUUACUGGACCCCACCGGGCCUCUUCCAUAAGGGCAUCCAGUGUGAUGGAUGUGACGUUGUUCCAAUAACCGGGCCUAGAUUUAAGUCUAAAGUGAAAGAAGACUACGAUCUCUGCAGCAUCUGUUAUUCGGUGAUGGGUAACAAAGGAGACUACACGAGAAUUGAUAUACCCGCCUCAGUUAAAUAUCUACCUUCCUCUAGAGGAAAACCUACCCCAUUUUCAAAACCGUUCCCUGUGCAGCAGCAACUACACUUUGGACUUGGAGACUCGAAUUUCAAGUGUACUUGGCCUAAACUAGACAGUAUCUUUGUUCUGGAUGUGAGUGUACCUGAUGGAACAGCUGUUGAUCCAUCUGCUCCAUUCACUAAGAUUUGGAGAAUGAGGAACAAUGGAUCAGUGGCGUGGCCGCGUGGCACACAGAUAGCCUGGAUUGGUGGCUACAGAUUCAGCAACUCGUUCUCCGUUGAUUUACAGAUUCCAGAGGAGGGUGUGCCUACCAACAGUGAGUUUGAUGUGAAAGUUGAUUUGUUUGCACCAAAGACAACUGGUCGCUACAUUUCCCAUUGGAUGAUGGCUUCAUCUACUGGUGUUAAGUUUGGACAACGUGUUUCGGUGUUGAUAUAUGUUGAUGCAGCGGUGAAGAGAUAUCCUUGCCUGGACUUGAAUGACUUUCCUGUUGAAAGAUUAUCACGAGAAUCUGCAGGAAACAAUGUGAAUCAAGAGCCAGCUCAAACUGGCAGCUCCAGUGCUAACAAUUGUUGGGCAAUGAAAUGUUUUGAAGUAGAACGAGUAGCUGCUGAAUCACAGAUCCCAGAAAAAGAUGACCUGCUGGUUGGUAAAGUUGAUCCUGUUAUCACUAACACACUUACUCCAUCUUCAUCUUCCUCAUCAUUCAACAUGGUUGAGCUCCCAAAUAUGCCUACUGUUGAGACCUUGGGAGGUGGUUCCUCAUCUACAAAGGACGUCUCUGUUCCUCUUCAAGAGGAUAAAGAGAAGAACAACGUCAUGAUAACAAUGCUCAAGGAGCUAGAGGAAAUGGGUUUCAAAGAGACUGAUUUGAACAAGGAGAUCUUGAGGGAGAAUGAGUACAACUUGGAGCAAUCUGUUGAGGCCCUUUGUGAAGUUGGCGAGUGGGAUCCAAUCCUAGAGGAGCUUCAGGAGAUGGGGUUCGGUGAUGAUGUGACGAACAAGAGGCUACUGAAGAAGAACAAUGGAAGCAUUAAAGGCGUGGUGAUGGAUCUUCUCAAUGGGGAGAAGGACUGAAGGAGGCUUGAGUGUGUUUUUUUCUUAUAAAUAAAUAAAACCUGAUGAAUGAUUAUUAUGUAGUGUGGUUGUGUUUGCGUCGCUAACAUCGGACCUAUUUGGUAUGUUCCUUUGCUUUUUUUUUUUUUUUUGGUGUUGGAUGGAUGAUAUUUACUAUUUGAAAUAAGUAUUAAAAUCAAG
This is a messenger RNA of Eruca vesicaria subsp. sativa (arugula), 2255 nucleotides long. The record is from the annotation of a GenBank genome assembly. Lineage: Eukaryota; Viridiplantae; Streptophyta; Magnoliopsida; Brassicales; Brassicaceae.